GAGGCAGCAGGAUCAGAUGUAAACAUGGCGGACGUCGGCAGUCAGCAGUACUCUAGUUCGGACAGUCGGGAGGACUCUAACAGCCAAGAUGAUUCUAAACAACAGACGACAAAUGUAUUCCGAAACGACGGUUCCUUUAUGGAGAUGUUCAAGAAGAUGCAGGAGGAGCAACGGAAGAAGCAAGAGGAUCCCAAAGUGGCGGGCGCAGGCUCAGGCUCUGGCUCUGCGGCGGGAGGCGAUCCACCCCACACCGAUCCGCCUAGGAAACCCACCCUCAGUUUUGUGGGCAAACGACGGGGCGGGAGAAUCCUGGCCACUGGCAUGGUCAAGAAGCAGCGGCGUGAAGCUGUCUCAGAGGAGCCGAAACCAGUGGAAGGUGGCAAGACUGAUGCCUGGUCACAGUACAUGAGCGAGGUGCGCAAGUACAAGGAGCAAUCUUGUGAAGAAGAGGGGAAAAGACGGCCGUUAGUCAAGUGAUUCCCUUUGCAACUCUCAUGUGGUUAAAAACUAUUGUUUCUUCCCUAGGUUGAGAAGUGUAGUAUUGGUGAAGUCACCUAAAACAGGUUAUACAUGUUGGUACACAACAGAAAAAUGGACUUACUAGCAUGAACAAUUCAGAUUCAUAACCAGUGAAGUGGUCAGAGCCAAAAUAUUUUAAUUUUCAGGACAAAAUAAGAGGUGUGCCAUUGAUAAACUAGAUUAAACCUCAUUAUGAAAAAAAGGCUUUAAUGAGUGAAAUCAGGUGCAGAAAGUGAUGAUUUCUGUUAAAACAGAAGAAUUACAUGUGAAAAAUAUCUGCACUUUAAAUUGAUUUAACAUUUUUCAUAACUUAUCAGUGUGUGUGUGUGUGUGUGUGUGUGUGUGUGUGUGUGUGUGUGUGUGUGUGUGUGUGUGUGUGUGUGUGUGUGUGUGCGCGCACUGAUGUGCAUAUAUACGUAUAUAUAUAUAUACAUGUGUAUGUGUAUAUAUAUAUAUAUAUAUAUAUAUAUAUAUAUAUAUAUAUAUAUAUAUAUAUAUAUAUAUAUAUAUAUAUAUCAUACAAACACAAUAGUAAGUACCUUUUCAUAACUAUCAAAAUACUUAUAGAAGCAUGACCUUAAAUUUUUACAUGUUUAAUUUAUCUACAACUUUGAAAGUGUGCAGUUUAUUUUUAUAGUAACUCCAGAUUUCAACUUAUGCUGAAAUGAAUACAGAGCCAGUGCUUCUUUUGAGUAUAGCAAGAGUGUUGAGGCCAGGGCUAAGUUACUGAUGUCAGCUGCAGGAUUAUCAGUUGGAAAGCAAGUGUACAUGGUUUUUGUGACAAAUCCUCCCAGGUCAAAGAAGUGCCCUGUAGGUUUAAUUAUCCACAAAAUAUAUUAAGGUAGAAUAUCUGUGAUUAUCCUCUGCAGUUUCUAGAUUAUUUUUUCUCUAUAUCCCAGGUAAAUGACUCUUUCAAUCUUCACCAUUAACUACUUCAUCAAACUUUAUAUGAAAAAUAUUUCAAGGUGUACUUUCCAUAACCAUUACAUAGCAUUGUUUGUUUGGCAGGUUUCAGGCAUUAUCAGGCACUUCAAGGCUUUUAUUUAAUCUAGCUUGACCUGGCCAUGUGGUAGUGUCUUUCUGGUGCCUUCACAUGGGCAGCCCAUCAGGUGUUUGUGUGUUAUUCAAAUACACUCCCUCAUGUUAUGUAAUACAUUUUGGAUCCUUUCAGUUAAAUGAACUGAUGAUGAAACAUCUUGACUUCAAUUUACCCACAUGUUCCGACAUGCAUAACUAGUCUUGCUUGAUGGCAAGUUACUGAUAGUGUUGUCAUGAGUAUUUUGUUGCAUCAGGAUUUGUCAGAAAUGCUCAUAAUAUUAUGUAUAUUGUUAUAAUUGGAUUUUUCAAAAUUAAAAAAUGUAAUAUCCAGUA
Portunus trituberculatus (swimming crab) is the source of this 1890-nucleotide messenger RNA. Its product is annotated as telomerase RNA component interacting RNase-like. NCBI's taxonomy places the organism in Eukaryota, Metazoa, Arthropoda, Malacostraca, Decapoda, Portunidae. Gene Ontology annotation, molecular function: 5'-3' exonuclease activity; 3'-5' exonuclease activity. The coding region runs from base 25 to 477 and encodes 150 amino acids. The record is from RefSeq and is a predicted model, not a curated record. The transcript has 3 exons.